AUGUCGCUAUCUAAUAUCAAAUACGACAGUCAGGAUUCUUCACCAGAUUCGGCUGCCUCCAGUUCAACUGCAGACUUGUUGAAAAUCCUCUCCAAAAGUGAUGUAAUCUUAGAAGACUCACUUUCUGCCUCCGACUUGUCCCUGGAUGCCACAAGAAUACCUUAUAAUGGUCCCAAGGAUGUACAUACUGACCGAUAUGCGACUAAGCGACCACCACGCAAUCGUUCCAUCUCUGGACCAGGCAAAAGUGGAACAAGAAAUCAAGUUAGACCACUCCGGAGGCAUACACUCGAUUCCCUUGAGAAAACAAACUCAGCUGCUCAUCCUGGUUUCGCGCAAUCACUGAAGAGGCAUAUAACUGUAGCCAAACCCUCGUUAUCUACCGUGAACACGAAAUUAGUACGCCAAAGAUCGUGUCCAAGGACAAGAAAAGAUCAGGGUGCUCAGGAGCAGCGAGUGGAUGAUGCAAUCUGUCAUCGCGAAGAUGAAUCAAACACGCCCUCCUAUUCGCUAGAUUUCACCGAUGAUUUGUGCUCACACUCCCGGCCGGAUGAGAUCGAACAGGAUCCUAAUCUGCUGGACAGCAGUUCGAAAAACAGUGACCGGUCGGCCAUCGCGACGAAGGUUGAAGAGCUAACACCGUGGGAAAGGUGGCUAUUACAAAAAGAGAAGAUUCGUCGACAGGAGUUGAAGCGCCUUCGUCAGAAAGAGGCAAAUUUACGUGCGAAACAGGCCCAGGCAGCUGCUUCUCAAGCUGAAAAAGAGCAGCGUUCGUUGGCUAAAUGUAAAGAAUGGCUAGAGUCCAAACAGCGUCUACUCAAGGAGCGAAACGAAGCAGCUGCGAUGGCUCGCAAGGAACAAUUGUUGAAGGAACGGUUCAAAAAAGAAUCUAAGAAAUUGGAGUCUGAGAGAAAAUAUGCACUAUGGUGUGAACAGAAGAAACACGAGGCAAAAGAAACCGCGGAACUAAUUAGACAAAAGGAACUAGCUGCAGCUGCGUCGGCUCAACGACGGAAGGAAGAGGCUAUGGUAAAAUUCGUCGCCUGGAUGAAAUCGGCUCAACAAAGAAAACCAAAUCCACCUGUGUCUUACGGAUACGCGGACGGAACUGUGAUUUGCUAUUUUGACAGAAGUGCCAAUCCAAAACCGAGUUACAUCAAUCCGAAUCCAUGGAUCAGUCCAAUGGAAGGAUGAUCGUUCAAACUUGACAGUGGCGGCUGGUUCCAAUUUCAAUGAUUUCAGUGAUCACAAUGUCUUCGUUGACAUGCCGCAGAAAAACUGCUCCACACGGUAAUGUAAUGUGUACCAAGAUGCUAGUGAGCAUCCAGUGUGAAUAAAACAACGAA
Messenger RNA from Opisthorchis viverrini, 1346 nucleotides. RefSeq lists its product as hypothetical. Lineage: Eukaryota; Metazoa; Platyhelminthes; Trematoda; Opisthorchiida; Opisthorchiidae. The record is from RefSeq and is a predicted model, not a curated record. The transcript is spliced from 7 exons. Bases 1 to 1194 code for a protein of 397 amino acids.